GCUGUGGUAAACCACCAAUUGAUGAUUGGGAGUCCAUGAAGGCAGUUAUGAGAAAGAGGUUCGUUCCUGCCCAUUAUUAUAGGGAAUUGAAGAUGCAAAGCAUGAGGCAAGUUACUAAGUCAGAAGAACGGAGUUCGCCGAGGUGGGAAUCGCAAAGGAGUUAUCCAACGAGAAUGGUGAGAGAAUCGUUGCAAAAGCCUAAAAGAGAGAAAUCAAAAACCGAGCAGCAAUUCAAGACUAAGAGAGGAGAGUGUCCGAGCAAGCAAUUCGUGAACUUGUGGUCCAACAUUGAGGAUGAUUCUACAAAGGAGAAAAAGAUUAUUUACGUGUCACCACCUCAGAGGAAUGAUAACAUUGAAAUUCCCAUGGAGAAAAAUGUUCUAGACAUCGUGGAAAGCAUUGGUGUAAAAAUUGAAGGGAUGCAAGACGAUAUUGUUGAAUUGCAGCCCAAGGAGGAUGAAAAGUGCAUAACAGCCCCACCACUUGAAGAAGAAAUGGAAGGUUCGGAUUCGAGGACGAAUCCUUUUGAAGAGGUGGAGAAUGAUAUGAUCCAGCCAUGCAUCGAAGUUAAUGCCGAUCUAAGCAAAGUGCAAACUCUCAGUGUAAAUGUUGAGGACGAAUUUUGAUGAUUUAAUUGAGAAUAUUCUCUUUG
Molecule: messenger RNA, 652 nt
Organism: Erythranthe guttata (spotted monkey flower)
Lineage: Eukaryota; Viridiplantae; Streptophyta; Magnoliopsida; Lamiales; Phrymaceae
Source: RefSeq, a predicted model, not a curated record